AUGGAAGACAAGCAGGUUGAUGGUCGAGGAAGGGUUGGUUACAGUACAAUCCAAAAGUGUGUAUGCGCCAUAUGUCAGUUGGCGUACGGCUACAAUCCCGACUCGCUUGACGAGUAUCUAGAGAUGGGUGAAGAAACAAGUAGAUGUUAUCUAGACUAUUACUGCAAAUGUGUGUUUGAACUUUAUAGGGAUGAAUACUUGCACAGACCAACACCAGAGGACAUACAACGCUUGUAUGCUCGACACGAGGAGCUUCAUGGUUUCCCAGGCAUGCUUGGUAGCAUUGAUUGCAUGCACUGGCCUUGGAAAAACUAUCCCAAGGCAUGGCAAGGUCAAUUUACGCGUGGUGAUCACGGUCAUCCAACCAUCAUGCUUGAAGCGGUAGCUUCGUACAAUAGGGAAAUCAAAGAAGAUCGUGCGCCUGAUACUUCGUUCACUGUUAAUGGCACCCACUACAAAAAAGGUUACUAUCUCGCCAACGACAUUUAUCUGGAAUGGUCGACUUUUGUAAAGUCUUAUUCAUGCCCUCAAGAUGAGAAGUGCAAGAAAUUUAAAAUGUAUCAAGAAAGUGUUGGAAAAGAUGUCGAGCGUGCCUUUGGAGGGCUUCAAAAUUCAUGGCACAUUCUAACCCAACCAUCAAGAUCAAAAAUUGUGAAUCGGAUAACUCAAACAAUAUACACGUGUGUUAUAUUGCAUAACAUAAACGUUGAAGACGCGAGGUAUGCCAUAAGCUCACUCGAGAAAGGAGACGACAACGAUCAAAUCGUCUUACCUGAGCGUACUUUCUAG
This is a messenger RNA of Erigeron canadensis, 789 nucleotides long. RefSeq lists its product as uncharacterized. The transcript has 2 exons. Bases 1 to 789 code for a protein of 262 amino acids. The record is from RefSeq and is a predicted model, not a curated record. NCBI's taxonomy places the organism in Eukaryota, Viridiplantae, Streptophyta, Magnoliopsida, Asterales, Asteraceae.